This is a messenger RNA of Camelina sativa (false flax), 686 nucleotides long. Its product is annotated as thioredoxin H1. The record is from RefSeq and is a predicted model, not a curated record. NCBI's taxonomy places the organism in Eukaryota, Viridiplantae, Streptophyta, Magnoliopsida, Brassicales, Brassicaceae.
UGUAAUUAUGGGAAACAAAAUCACGCGUCGAAUAAAGGAGAAAGAGAAAAAUAUUGAUGGCAAAAACUAUGAUUUGUAAGGCGACUCUACGAGAUACAUAUGUGAAAAGUGAGCGAGCGCUUGCUAAGUAUAAUUGUAAACAGAACAGAACAGAGCAGAGAAAGAGAGACGGAGAGAAGAUGGCUUCGGAAGAGGGACAAGUGAUCGCGUGCCACACCGUUGAGUCAUGGAACGAGCAACUCCAGAAGGCUAACGACUCCAAAACUCUUGUGGUGGUUGAUUUCACGGCUUCUUGGUGUGGACCAUGUCGUUUCAUUGCUCCAUUCUUUGCUGAUUUGGCUAAGAAGCUCCCCAAUGUGCUUUUUCUCAAGGUUGAUAUUGAUGAAUUGAAGUCGGUGGCGAGUGACUGGGCGAUAGAGGCGAUGCCAACCUUCAUGUUCUUGAAGGAAGGGAAUAUUCUGGACAAGGUUGUUGGGGCCAGGAAAGAUGAGCUUCAGUCUACCAUUACCAAACACUUGGCUUAACAUUUUCUUAAGCAUUUAUUUAUAGCUUUAACCAGUCUUUAUAUCUUAAGAUGUUGAAUUAAUUGCUUUACUAGUAUUGAGAUGUUAUAAGUCGUUCGCCCUUUCUUAUGAUCCUGGUCUAAACUCAUCUAAUAAUAUUGUGCCUAGUGAAAUAUUUGAAUC